GGAAGCAGCUGGGGCUCAGAUCUCCCCUAACUCUGAGGAUGGCGGUCAAGGCACCCCGAACCCUCCAGGGAACCCUCCUCCUGGUGCUCUCAGGAGCCCUGGCCCUGACCAGGACCUGGGCGGGCUCCCACUCCCUGAGGUAUUUCGAUACCGUCGUGUCCCAGUCGGGCCGCGGGGAACCCCGCUUUAUCGCCGUGGGCUACGUGGACGACACGCAGAUCGCCUGGUUCGACAGCGACUCGGCGAGUCAGAGGGUGGAGCCGCGGGCGGCCUGGUGGACCGCGGCCGACACAGCAGCCCAGAUCUCCCAGCGCGAGUGGGAGGUGGCGGAUAGGGCUCAGCACUUCAGGGCCUACCUGGACUGGAUAUGCGUGCCUGGUCUCCGCACAUACCUGGAGAACGGGAAGGAGACGCUGCAGCGCGCAGAACCACCAAAGGCACACGUGACCCACCACCCCACCUCUGACCGUGAGGCCACCCUAAGGUGCUGGGCCCUGGGCUUCUACCCUGCGGAGAUCUCCCUGACCUGGCAGCGGGAUGGGGAGGACCAGACCCAGGACAUGGAGCUGGUGGAGACCAGGCCUGCAGGGGACGGAACCUUCCAGAAGUGGGCGGCCGUGGUGGUGCCUUCUGGAGAGGAGCAGAGAUACACGUGCCACGUGCAGCACGAGGGGCUGCCUGAGCCCCUCACCCUGAGAUGGGAGCCGCGUCCUCAGUCACCCAUUCUCAUCGUGGGAAUCAUCGCUGGCCUGGUUCUCCUUGGAGUUCUGGUCACAGGAGCCAUUGUGAUCUGGAGGAGGAGCUCAGGAAGAAACUAUGGUCAGGCUGCCUGCAGCGACAGUGUCCAGGGCGCUGAUGUGUCUCUCACAGCUCCUAAGGUGUGAGACAGCAGCCUUGUGAGAACAGAGUGACCUGGGAUUGCUCAGUCUCUGUACCCACCACUGUGACAUCAGGAGCCCCGGCUGCUCUUCCUGCAACUGAUGUGAACAAGUCUACAUGUCUGUUUUCCUGCAUCCUAAUGAGAGGCAGGACGGGACGUCUCUCCCCCAUCUCCCCUUUGUGUUGCACUGAGCUGCAGCUUCCUUCUUCCUUAUUGAAAAUAAGAAUUUGGAUAUUG
Molecule: messenger RNA, 1117 nt
Organism: Tupaia belangeri chinensis (Chinese tree shrew)
Lineage: Eukaryota; Metazoa; Chordata; Mammalia; Scandentia; Tupaiidae
Product: HLA class I histocompatibility antigen, A-80 alpha chain
Exons: 9
Coding region: 39-884 (281 amino acids)
Biological process (GO): immune response; antigen processing and presentation of endogenous peptide antigen via MHC class I via ER pathway, TAP-independent; antigen processing and presentation of endogenous peptide antigen via MHC class Ib
Cellular component (GO): external side of plasma membrane
Molecular function (GO): signaling receptor binding; peptide antigen binding
Source: RefSeq, a predicted model, not a curated record